UUAGCAAAAUUUUGUAUAGCGUCUAUAGAAAAUGUCCUAAUUUGUUUAAUAUACAUAUUUUUUAAUUAGUGAAUUUAAUACUCAGAGUUUUAACAAAAUAACUAGAAAAAUGACAGCAUUAGCCACCAUCAAUUGGUUGUUUAUAUGUGGUUUGUCCUUUUGUCUAGGCGGUGUAGUGGUGCUAAGUUUAAUGCCAUUGGGCUCAGAUUGCAUAUGUCCCAUUAGCAGAGGGAAGCCUAAAGUAGAAAAUGCUGAAAUGCAAAGUCGUACGUUGGAUGAUUUACAAGUUGUCCACAAAUUAGCCAUUCUGGUACCAUUUCGGGAUCGUUUUGAAGAGUUGUUGCAAUUUGUGCCUCAUAUGACAAGGUUUCUUAAUAAACAAGGCGUAAACCAUCAUAUAUUUAUUUUAAAUCAAGUGGAUCGCUAUCGGUUUAAUCGAGCCUCUUUGAUAAAUGUGGGUUUUCGUUUUACUAGCGGUGUUUACGACUAUAUGGCCAUGCAUGAUGUAGACCUGUUGCCGCUCAACGACAAUCUACAUUACGAUUACCCCAGUGAAGUAGGCCCCUUGCAUAUUGCAGCUCCGGAUUUACAUCCGAAAUACCAUUAUGAAAAUUUCGUAGGUGGCAUUUUGUUGGUUCGGAGAGAACAUUUUGAUACUCUCAAUGGCAUGUCCAACAAAUACUGGGGUUGGGGUCUAGAAGACGAUGAAUUUUACGUACGCAUCCGAGAUGCCGGUUUGCGUGUAACAAGGCCACAAAACAUUAAGACUGGUGUAAAUGACACGUUCAAUCAUAUACACAAUCGCUAUCAUCGCAAAAGGGAUACUCAAAAGUGUUUCAACCAAAAAGAAGUAACUAGAAAGCGUGACCGCCAAACGGGUCUUAACACAUUACAAUAUAAAAUACCAAAAGUCUAUGACAUGACAAUUGAGGGAAUUCGAAUAACAGUGUUAAACAUAAUGCUGGAAUGUGAUUUAAAGGAAACACCCUGGUGUGAUUGUUCCGGCGCUGCGGCAGCAGCUGCUGCAGAAGAUUUAAAAGUAUCGUAAUUAUAAUAAAAAUGCCAUAAAUAGAAGACAAGA
Messenger RNA from Calliphora vicina (urban bluebottle blowfly), 1081 nucleotides. RefSeq names its product beta-1,4-galactosyltransferase 7 (gene beta4GalT7). Gene Ontology annotation, biological process: carbohydrate metabolic process; proteoglycan biosynthetic process. Bases 110 to 1048 code for a protein of 312 amino acids. The record is from RefSeq and is a predicted model, not a curated record. The transcript has 3 exons. Gene Ontology annotation, molecular function: xylosylprotein 4-beta-galactosyltransferase activity. Gene Ontology annotation, cellular component: Golgi apparatus. Lineage: Eukaryota; Metazoa; Arthropoda; Insecta; Diptera; Calliphoridae.